This is a messenger RNA of Cyphellophora europaea CBS 101466, 255 nucleotides long. RefSeq lists its product as uncharacterized. The record is from RefSeq and is a predicted model, not a curated record. NCBI's taxonomy places the organism in Eukaryota, Fungi, Ascomycota, Eurotiomycetes, Chaetothyriales, Cyphellophoraceae. The transcript has a single exon. The coding region runs from base 1 to 255 and encodes 84 amino acids.
AUGCAAAACGAUAAAGGUCAAGGCGUGUCCCACGCAAAGGACUCUUCAGUCCCCCGCAAAAUCCAGGAGCAGGCGCCGUCGAAACUUGAGCACGAGCUCCCCGAUAGUGUCCAUGACACGGGAAGCAACAAGGAGACUGGCAAAGAAAGCCACGCGGUGGGAGAUUCCAAGGUUCCUCAGGCGCUACAAGAGGCUCUCCCUGAGUCGGUUGAGAAGGCAGUUCCAAAUGCUAUUCACGACACGGGAAAGAAGUGA